Molecule: messenger RNA, 825 nt
Organism: Ananas comosus (pineapple)
Lineage: Eukaryota; Viridiplantae; Streptophyta; Magnoliopsida; Poales; Bromeliaceae
Product: autophagy-related protein 8f-like
Exons: 6
Coding region: 229-597 (122 amino acids)
Biological process (GO): cellular response to nitrogen starvation
Source: RefSeq, a predicted model, not a curated record
CGACUUCCAUAGCCAGCAAGUAAAACCCUCAGGAGAGCGCCGACUCCACGCAUCCCCCUUUCCCUCUCUCUCUCUAUAAAAACCGUAAUCGCUUCUUCUCCUACUCCACGCCACGCUACGCUUCUCCUUCUCCAUCUCUCUAGGGUUUCUUUGCUCCCCUUCUCUCUCUCUCUCUCUCUCUCUCUUGGUUGUCCUGUUGUUGUCGAAUUGAGUUUUAUUGCAGAAAAGAUGGUGAAGAGCACUUUCAAGGAGCAGAGGACUUUUGAGAAGAGGAAGGCCGAUGCUGCGAGCACCAGGGCUAAGUAUCCGGAUAGGGUUCCGGUGAUAGUGGAGAAGGCGGAGAAGAGCGAUGUGCCAGACAUUGACAGGAAGAAGUAUUUGGUUCCAUCUGAUAUGACGCUCGGGCAUUUUGUGCAUGUGAUUCGCAAGAGAAUCAAUCUGAGUGCAGAAAAAGCCAUGUUUAUGUUCGUCGACAAUGUUCUUCCGCCCACUGGAGUUCUGAUGUCAAAAUUAUAUGAAGACAAGAAAGAUGACGAUGGUUUCCUAUAUAUUUUCUACAGUGGGGAAAACACAUUUGGGCAUUGGAUCACGCUAUAAAUAUUAUUUAGUUUAUACUUUUUUUUCCCGGUGGAUUUUUAGAUCUAGCUUGAAGCAGCAUCAUGCUUCAUGGGACCUCGCAUGUUGAUUUAGAGAAGAAGAUGUACAGUUAUCGCUGUGUACAGUUCUCAGUAGGUUCUAAUAAACUGGAAUCACAGAUUCAUAUGAAGUCUCGUUGUUGAGAAUCUGCUUUAAAUGAUGGUUUGCAAAGUGUCGUUUGAGUAGAGC